Molecule: messenger RNA, 14221 nt
Organism: Paramuricea clavata
Lineage: Eukaryota; Metazoa; Cnidaria; Anthozoa; Malacalcyonacea; Plexauridae
Source: the annotation of a GenBank genome assembly
GCCCCAGUUACACGCUACCGGAUUCGUAUCGGUGCGAUAUUAAUUUAAGGUGUUUUCCAGGCUUGUCUGCUCUUACAACUUUUCAUAUUUGAAGCUUUUGUUUAAUUAUGGUAUAUUAUCAUAAUUUUAAGUGCCGAAUUUACCGCGAAGCAGUAAAAUUUGAUGUCCCGCUGAUGCCGCACUUCGUGUCCUCAAAUUUCCCUAGAUGUACACGUACGUCAUGCUCAUGCUUUAUUGCGGCCUUUUUGGAUCGAAACUUGUGGAUUAAACAAUCAAGAGCAUAAUUGUGAAAAGCAAUAAAAGUAAAAAAAAAAAUUGUUGAAGUUGUUGAAAGCAAUAGGCAAUUCCAGCUUUUAGUUUAUGCGUGCAGGGGGUGAUGGGAAGUAAUUAAGGUCUCAUAUUGCCGAUUAUGCUGAAAAAAUAAAAAUGGUGGCCGUGGAAACACGGAGUGAUAGCUUAUACUUGUAAAUAUUGAAAUAUUUCGGUUGUUUCGGCAGUUUUUAUUGAAAUUUUUCAGCAUAAUCAGCAAUGUGAUACCUUCCCCUGCGCGCAUGAACUAAAAGCUGGAAUUGCCUAUUGACGAAAAGUUGUAGAAAAGGUGUUGAAAGCAAUGACGUAUUACCAAAUGACGAAUAACCACGCGAACGACACUUGCUAGGAAGAUGGCGACCAUGGGAGACAUGGUACAACUUUUUUACUAAAGUUACACAUCUGUCCUUACUUAAUCUAUGCCCCCUGCUUCUCCUCGAUCAGUGUUGUUUCCCUAAUCCACAUUUCUCGCAAGAAAAAUAAUUUGGAAACUCGUAAAACACUCGGCCGGAAUAUAUGUCAAAGGUCAAACCUGAUUACAGUAUAUGUCAAUAGACAACCCCCAAAUCCUUUUUUGACUGUAUUUGUCUUUGCUAUUGUGCAUGAAAUGGAAACUGCUGUGUCUGUAGCAAUAUGAUGUAAUACGAUCUCGCUGCGCUAUUGUAAACACUCAAUGGGAAAGUCCCUUGAUAAAACACCCCGGUAUAGGAGGAUAACUAUCUAUAUUCAUGCAUUUAGCACGCUCUAUCUGCGAUCAAACGCGCAUUUAUCUUUCCUUAUUUUGAUAUAAUGGCUUGAGCAUUAGCUGUUGUAAUGAAAUGUUGUGCCCCAUGUAUGUAUAUUCAGCCAUUUUCAAUUUUUGCCAUGUCACUAUCGUAUGGUGCCAAUCAAAACGAAAGGGAAGCUCCCUCAAAUAUUUGAAUACGUUGUCUGCAUGAGGUAAAUGUUUUAGUUCAGUUCGAGAUUUUGUAGCGACCGGUAGCUCUGUUUUGCGAUGGCAUUCAGUAAGACUUUGAACGGCCAAAUUUGGGAAUAUAUUGAGAAACGUGAUAGCAAGGAGCAAAGGAAAUUACUAGAAUGGCAACUGCAAGCAAGAGAGCCGAUCUACGAAUUCUCAGACAUGAAAGUGGGCGAUCAUUUGAUCAAGAAGAAAUCGGUCUGCGGUAUGGUUUUGUACUACCAUCAUUUUCUGUGCAUCGGAUCAGAAGGCGACGGACGGCCAACGAUUAUUCACUAUUCUAACACUGCGACAAACGCGCUCCGACAGUUUCGUAAAACGUUCGGUUUUGGCUCGGGUUCAGCUCUUGGACAGCUCGGUAUUGUGCAGGAGGUGACCUUGCCACAUAAAGAUUUUAUCGAAAGCGAAAGUGAAUUACAAAAGAAAGGCGCCGAAGUCGAAAGGGUAGUUUGGCCCGACGAACUGAGACGCUAUCCUAUAGAAGAGGUAAUGGAAAUUAUACAUUUAAAAUGUUUUUUUCUAUGAAUUAAAUUUAUAAGGCUGCAUUAAAUUUACAUACUAAUGAAUAGGGAUUCCCCCAUUUCCGCAGCAAAAAAUGUAACAAAAUAUAGUAGUUUAAAAUGGCAAUUUAAUCGCAGUACAUUUAGGCAGAGGUCAUAUAGAUUGAUUCAGUUGAAUACUCAUCAUGCAUGCUGUACUGUAUGUUAAUCAUACGGCGGUUAGUCGUUUGAGGUUUGCAUUCUGACGUUUGAUACGAUGGCCGAGAAGGGCCAUGACUGUAAACACUCGCCGUUUUUUUUUACCAUUACACUCGUCGUUUUAUUCCCUUCAAAAUUACACUCGCCGUUUUUUUCUUCAGAAUUACACGCGACGUUUUUUCAGUUAUGAUGCAAUAAUUACACGCGACGUUUUUUCAAUGCAAUAUUAAUACACGCGACGUUUUUUCAAUGCAAUAUUACACGCGACGUUUUUUCAAUGCAAUAAUUACACGCGACGUUUUUUCCAAAAAUUACACUCGCCGUUUUUUUUAGAGUUACGUUUUAAACUGAGGGUUUCACUUCGGACGAAGAUGGGAGCAAUUAUGUAAGGUUAUGUGUGUUUCAUCAAAACUAAAAAUCAUGUAAAUACAUGAGUACAAAAUUUCACUUUUCAGUCAGUUAAUUAUGAAUAUAUACUGUAAUGCAUUGUUUUCUUUUGUGUUUUCCAAACUAUAUAAACAAAAGCUUUGUGUGUUUUGAAAACAAUGCAUUAAUCAUCAUUCAUAACCGACUGAAAGUGAAAUUUCAUGGCCAGAAAUCACGGACAUGAUUAUUCUACCUUACUAACUUUGCAUAUCCGAUUUAAUACAUAACCCGUUGAAAUAUGGGUUCGAUAGCAAACAGUUGAUUCUAUUACGCGAUGCUUCAAAUCGCAAAAUCAGAGAUUAUUGGUAGUCGUUUGCAGUUUGCCUCGAUUGCUGGUUGCAGAACACGGUGUAUCGUGUAGUGUUUGCCUGGUGUAAGUUACUUCCUAUUCUGCAUUUUCGUUUGUUUCUAGUGGCUAUAGACAGUGCGGUAUCCUUUAAUAUAUAUAAAAUAUAAAUAGACAAAUUCCGUACAAACUAACCUCUGUAGAAAAACUGAAAAUGCAGAAUGGUCACUAACUAAAACCAAGUGGCAAAAUUACGCUAAAUACUUCGACGUACAGACUUGAUUUAUAGCCAGCGACUGAAGCAAGCUACAAACGACCUACCAUAUUCUCGGAUUUUGGGAUUUACAGCAUCGCGUAAUCAAUAAUUUACUGUUUACUGCAGAAGCCAUAUUUCAGCGUGAUAUGCAAAUUUGAUGUCUGGUCACAUGUGUACUGUAUUUACAUGAGUUUUAGUUUUGAUGAAACACACAUGACCUUAAAUGAUUGCUCCCAUCUUCGUCAGAAGUGAAACCCUCAGUUUAAAACGUAACUCCAAAAAAACGGCGAGUGUAAUUUUUGGAAAAAACGUCGCGUGUAAUUAUUGCAUUGAAAAAACGUCGCGUGUAAUUAUUGCAUCAUAACUGAAAAAAACGUCGCGUGUAAUACUGAAGAAAAAAACGGCGAGUGUAAUUUUGAAGGGAAAAAAACGACGAGUGUAAAGGUAAAAAAACGGCGAGUGUUUACAGUCAUGGCCCUUCUCGGCCAUCGUAGUUUGAUCUUUAUUGUAAUUUAGAGACACGUUUGGUAGGCCAAAUUGGGCUGUAUAGAAAUUGCGAAGUUUCACAAACAUACUAGCUUGCCAUUUACGGCAAUAUAUUCAAAAUUAUGAUCAUUGUUAUCAUUUCACAGUCAACAAGCAAGCUAUUUUUCGCUAGACAUUUGUAAUCUGUAUUAAAAUAUUCACUAAUAAUUUAUGAAAAAGUUGAAAAGAAAUUAAUGUUUAUAAAUAUAUGUGGCUUACAUUUCGACAUGCAUGGUUUAAAGAAACUUUACUUUCGAUUCAAGUUGGCUAAAACAAACUGUCUAUACUGUAUAUGCAUGGAUGCAUUCGUGUUAAGGUUACAGGACAGCCUUUUUGGCGUUUUGCGGAAAAUCGCUACUGCGUGCUCAAUAUAUCAAUCCGAUUUUCGUCAAAUUUUCACCAAAUGUUCGCCAGUGCAUGCAAAAUAUGAUAAAGUUGUAAAAUUGACAAACCAUCAAAUAACGUGAGAAUUAUCCCGGAAAAUCUUAAAUCACGGUACCUUUACGCUUUUGAGUUGUUUUCCUGCUGAUUUUAAGAUAUAUUUAUGAAAAUAUCAUUUUUAUGCAGUAAAAUAGUUGUUCUAAAAAAGGUGUUGGGAAAUUUUUGUUUACUUCGUCAUUCCGCUGAUAUGGCGAAUUCUUUGACGACUGCAAUAUAUUUCUUAAUCGUUCGAGUGAGAUACAGAUAGUAGAACUAGUCUAAUGCUUUCAUGGAAACCAAUAAAUACAUUUUAGGCAAAAUUAACACUCAAAGGGGUUCUGUAACCUUAAGUAAAAUCGCCUUCGGUGAGAUACAGAUCGGAUGCAUGCCGAUGCUUUAUAUAUCAAAUGCCUCGUGUUUCGAAAGACCUUAUAGACCUUGAACUAUACAAACACUUUGCACACAAUGUCACUAAAUUCUCCUCAAGUUUCAUGUACGUACUAAUACGUAGACAACGUUUGGUAAAUUGCUCAUCCAAAUUAUGAUAGCAUUGUCCUUAGCAUUACAACACGUACACAAACAAACCGAGGUAAAAUAGGACCUCCUGGAAGAGUUAUAUAGUCGUGACUUCUCUCAGCUUUUCCAUUACCAGAGCAAUAAAACUCUAACUUUGUUAACUAAAGCUGUACUUUUUCGCUUUUGAAAGGUCAUUAAAAGAGCCAGAAAACGAAAAGAUGAAAAAUACUAUCAAUUGGCAAAGAAUAACUGCGAAUCCUUCGUAAUGUGGUGUUUGUGUGACCUUAAUAUUAGCCUGCAAUCUACCCCCCUGGUUCUCUCACUCACCGAGAUUGGUGGUGGUGGUCUCAGGACGUUCUUCCAAAUGUGGCAGCAAGUACCUAAGGUGGUUACGGAGUGUAUUGAGAAAGGUCUGGGCCGCACCGCGUUCGGGAACGCGAUUGGUAAAGAAGGAAUGGAAGGCAUUUCAGGUACGGAUGCCCUAUACAGCUAAUACAAUUAAGGUUGUCCUUGCAAAAACGUAAACCUUAAACUCUGAGCGUGCAAUUUAUCAUAAACUUUGAAAUUUGGCUUUGAAAGAAUACCUAAGACAUAUAGAAGACUCACGAUAUAUAUAUAUAUAUAUAGUUUCGUACCACAAAAUGUGGCACUCUUCAGAUAAUUGAUUGUUGUACCUUAAUUUAAAUAUGCUCUGGUGCUCUGGUUUUGCAUUGAGCACUUUACCAAGAGUUUUUAUAACCAACGAAACCAAAUGUUAUAUAUAUAUGCGACGAACGUUUCAUUUUGAUACGCGAAUACACCCGGAAGUACGUGGAUUUAUCAACCUCUCUUCAAUAUGCGCAUGCUCGCCAGUACGUUUCGGUACGUACGGUUGAAGUGGGAAACUGGCUUUAGCCACGGUCAAACACGAAUGAGAGUUGAUAAGAGUUAGCAGUCACGAGGGACAUUUGUUACAAGGGACAUUUCUAGCUUCAGAUUUACAAAAUAACGUGAUGAGUGUUUCAACUAUACGAUUUAACUAAAAUAAAAUACAUGAUAGUAAUGCACAGGAAAGCAUCAAGAACAGCUAACCAAGGUCGCAUCCAUGGUCGUCCCCCAGUUUGUUGGGCAAACAAAGCCAGUCGGACAAUAUUCGCUUCACAGUCGGGCAAUAUUUAUUAUAAAAAUAAAUGGGACAAAUUCUGUCAAUUUUGUGGGAAAUUCUGUCAAUUUUGUGGGAAAUAUGCUAUCUAAUAGGAAUUUUUCGUAAUCAUUUGGAAACAAUUUCGAACAAUUUCGGAAAGUUUCUCCGGAAAAUUUUUUUGACAACUCGGGCACAAUCCGAAAAAGUCGGCCAAAUUUCUUUCCGCCCCCCUAAUUUUUUCCUUCCCGUACGCCCACGGUCGCGUCACUGCAAACUCUCAUGCACUCACAUCCUCGUUUGACCUGGGCUUUAUGUGUUGUUAAAAAAACCCAGACUUGCUACAAACGUACUGAGUUCUACGAAAACAUGGUGACAUGAAUAAAGAGGAAAAAUUAAUAGAUUUAUGCAGGGAUCGAACGAUUUCAUUUAGUUCCAUUUUCCCCACCGCAUGUAUAACCGAGGCAUAUAUAAUUACACUAAAUAUAAACAAUACCAAACUUUUGCGAAACCUCUAAAAUGUUUAAACGAUAAAAUUAAAGAUAUGCCUUACAAAUAUUUUCAAAAUUCCAAAAGAUCUCUUUAAGAUCCGAAUGAUCGAAUAAUAAAUCUCAUAAUCCUGAACUCAGGGAACACUAACCAAUCACAUUGCAGAACAAAAACAGAAAAAUCAACAAACGGCGCAUUGGCCAAUCUGCAUUAGGCCAAAAACAAUUUUAGCAAAUAAACGAAUGUCAAACGGUAAAAAUAGACUUGAAAAGUAACACUGCAGUUAAUGGCUUCCUAAAGCGAACUUCAUGCUUUCUUUUGAUUGGACGAGCUGUAGUUUGAUUAGUUUUCUAUUUUUGUUCUGCAAUCUGAUUGGCUAGGUUCUCUAAGUGGCUCCACUCACUGUGGACGCACUGUAAAAUAAAAUAAUUUUAACCUUCCAGGUCUUGGUUCAAUAUUUGGAGCGGCUCUCACAGCGAUUAUUGAAAUUGGGAUUGCAGCACAUACCAUUUACGAGGCGAAACAGAAAUGGAAUGAAGGAACGCUGAUAAGUUCCAGGGAAGAAUUCAUCAAGGAGGUUAUUGACGCGAUCGUAUUGGCUCUGUCUCGGUCUGGCGCCAGUAUUGGGGGUAUGAUUAUCGGUCAAUGCUUCCUCCCUAUCCCUUUUGUUGGCAGCUUCGUUGGUCUGUUAAUUGGAACUCUGGUUGGGCACAUUUUUGGAAAGGGAAUCUCGCAGGGCUGUUCAUCAUAUCUCGCUUCUGCUGUCGAUAAGCUUACGGAGGGUAAUACAGCUGGUGCGGGAACAAAAGUGGAUUAAGUCGGAUAUGUCAGGUGGCAUUAUUAUUACCAAAAUUGCAGAUGCCUCUUUUCGUUUGAGAAAACACGUCAUGUUUCACGUUAAAACAUUCAGCAAUUUUUGCUGCGAUUUUAGGUGCGAUUUUCGUCUUCUGAUGGAUGUAAAUUACAAGUGGAUGAGUUACGAACGUUUAGAUGAGGGUGCAUACAGCUAUUUCAUUUUAGGUUGUCCUCGGGCAAAGCGGAAAGUCGAAUACGAGCGCGAAAGGCUUGCUGGAAAUCGAAAAAAAUAAUAAAUUAAUGAAUUUUUAGCGAUUCCCAGCAAGCCUUUCCCGCUCGUAUUCGACUUUUCCGCUUUGCUCGGGGACAACCUUAAUUGAAAUAGCUGUAUACUAAGAACAUUCAUAACCUAUCUCCUCGUUCACAUCCAUCAGAGGAGGAAAAUCGCACCAGAAAUCGCAGCAACAAUUUCAAGUGUAAACGGGCCUUAAAGUCACAGUUCAGCCUUUUGAAUGAUGGUUUUUAAGGCGCAUUUUCAGCCCUUUUAAUUGAAAAAAACUAACCGGCUGGGAAAAUCAAUUAUGUAUAAUUCAAGAUCAGUGAACUCAAUGUUUUUAACAAUAAAAAGGUUUUAAAAUGUUAAAAACAUUACGUUUACUGAUCUUGAAUCAUUUUCCUGGUUAUUUUUUUCAAUCAAAUGGUCUGAAAUGCGCCUUAAAAACCAUAAUUAACUCCUUCUCAGCAGGGGCCAUUACGAGUAGAACGUGCACGUUCUACGGAUGUAAUUCGUUCAUAUCUUUGGUUCAGUGCACGCUAUGUAAAUGAAAAUACUACCAUUCGAUUCAGUAUAAAAAUAUACACUAAUUUAUAACGAUAGUUUUAGUCAGUGGCUAAAUUGUAGCGACUUAUGAGCUUUGAAAGUCAAGCGAGCUUGGUAUUUGAUCAAAUUACACAAUAUUACUAACAAAUUAUAAACGGUUAGCACUAUUUUCCAUCCAGCAAACUGACCUGGCGUCAUUUUCGCAGGUGUUAAAUGGCUAUGUAACUAACCCAAACCCUACCCCUACCCUAACCCCUAACCCUAACCUCAACCCUAACUCUAACCCUAACCGAAUUAAUGAAAAAAUCCAAAAAGAAACGACUUUACAAAAUCGAUAGGGCGGUUUGCUGGAUGGAAAAAAGUGUUAACCAUUAUAAACAUAGACAUACCUUUCGCCGAACAUAACUUCGGCCCCUUGAGACGUAUGCUCAUUCUGGUAGUCUUGCUGAAUGAAGCAGUUAAAAAUAACAUGUAUACUGUUAUUUUCAAGCUUCUAUCUUUAAAAUACGAGUUUUCGUGCCGAAUUUUGCAUUUCUGCCCCGAAUUUGCGUUAAUCCAACCGGAAAUACGACGAAAAACCGUCAAAACAAUGCGUAGUUUGUAUCGCGUGACUCUGGAAAUGCCAGAAAUGGAUUCUACAGGUCAAAGUGCACCCAUACGCGUGAGUUUGACGUCAUCCCGGCUAAAGGGAGCUCCUUAUUGGCCAAGUAUUACGUAAUACAAGUGCGUGCGAGUAAAACCCGAUACCUUGAAAAAUUCAAAAUAAAUAUUUCUACUCGCCGUAUUCAUACGAAACUUUCUACACUAAAGCGCUUGAAUACAAAGAGUAUUUUGCACAUAUAUCCUUUCAGAAAAUGACGCCAAAUUUUAGAAUAUAUUCAACUUUUUCUCUUUUUCCCAUUUGAAUGUUUGGCGAAGCCGUGAGUAUAAAUAUAUGAUUGUUUCGGUUUGUGUAAUGUUUUGACGGCACUUGACCCCCCGUUCGAAAGGUUAUAUUGUGAGGAUUUCAAUGGUAGCAUUUAUUUAAUAGGGGGGUAAAUACUCACCGAUAUAUUUAUAUUAGAAAAAUUGUAUCGAAAUGUAAUACGAAACCGGUUGUCGAGAAAGAGUUUUAAAAAGGCUGAACUGUGUCUUUAACGUCGUGAAAUCGACAUCGUGGCAAUGGCGACAUCUGACUGGUCCGCGAUAAAUUGUACUGAGAUUUGGUAAUAAUAGUUCGACAUUUCAUCAGAAAAAGGCGUAGAAAUGUAGUGUCGCAUUCCUGAAUGUUGUGACACUAAAACACGGCACGUUUUUUCGGGCAACACGAAGCAUCUGCUGUUUUUGUAAUAAAGCCCCGGUCAAACGAGGAUGAGAGUUGUGAAGCUAGUUUGUAUGACAGUUUUCUCAACACUUAUACGCUUGUCAAACGAGAGAGUUGACUGAAAUUUACUGAAACGAGAUAAAACUCUCAUCAAAUUGGAAGAGAGUUGCAACUCUUAUCCCACUCACAUCCUCGUUUGAGACCUGAUAACAUUCCUUACAUUAUGGUUGAAACUUAUUGUUUAAGAUCCGCUUUGUGUCAAAACAAUGUAGUUAUUCUGAAGUCGUCUCGAAACUGUGGGAGUUUUCCAUAAUAGACAGAUAUACGUAUUAGAGGGUGUCCCUAUUAGAGAUGUGUCCGUAUUAGAAAGAGGUCCAUAUUAGAAAAGUGCCCUAAUAGAGAGGUGUCUGUAUUAGAGGGGGGUCCGUAUUAGAGGGGUGUCUGUAUUAGAGGGGGGUCCGUAUUAGAGGGGUGUCCGUAUUAGAGAUAACUGUAUUAGAGAGGUGUCCCUAUUAAAGAGGUAUCUGUAUUAGAGAGGUGUCCGUAUUAGAAUGGUGUGCGUAAGGAAAGGUUCAAUUGUAUAUUUAUAAAUAAUUGUAUUUAAUUCAUUUAAUAAGAACCUGACAUCCGUACGACUAAAUAUAAAUACCGUUAUAUAAUGUACUGUUAUAUAUUUAUGUGUUUGUAUAUGUUACUUGUUAUCGUAAUAUUAAUUCGCUUAUUCAAAUUGUCACUUUCUAACCGUUCAUGCAUGUCUUCUUAUACCUUUGUGAUGUAUCCGUCAUGAAAAUUAAAGCAAUUAAACAUAUUGUAUCAUUUUAAUGGUCCAGCAUUCAAUUGAUCUUCUGUAUGCCCUAAAUCGUCCGGGUUUUUCCAAGCAGCCAAAAAUACUUUGCAGUUAACUUUGUGCAAUAUAUUCUGGUAAAACCUUUGCCGUAUCGAUAACGCAAAACCAUGCAAGGGGUUGUUUAAUCUCAUAUUAAUCUACAUUAUUUGUCUUCAUUGAAAUCUGACAGUAUAUCGGCCUAUUAAUUUUGCAAAAACUCUUUCUAAUACGGUUUGAGAAAUCUUGCUCGCAGAAUUGCAGCCCGAAAUGUUUGAAAAAUUGCAAAUCCAAUUUUGACCCAAAUAGACCUGUAUCAUGCUGUUUGAGUCAUGCUGUCACUCUUAAAUACCAGAAAUGAAAAAAGCAGGUCAAAAGUUAGUAAGUACACAAAUUGUGGUGGCUAUAUAUUUUAAAAACUGCGGCACUACUCUACUGGCAUGUUACAGAAAACUUAAUAAGGAAUGUAAGGGAGUCUCCAAAUUUUGUGUACUAAUUAAUUUUGUUCUGCUAUUCACAGAGUGCUAACAUCAAAUUUUCGACUCAAAAAGCGUGAUAAAGGUCUAUUAAACCAAACUUUUACCGAUUUAUCUUUGGGCUUGACCUACGCGACGGUCAUUAGCCGUAGCCAUUUAUGAACAAUCCUGGUAUAACAGACAAACAAACACCCACGAACAAACAAACAAUCAAAGCCGAGGUGAAAACAUAAACAUCAGGAAAAGCCAGAACUAAUCAUACAAGAUUUGACAUGAAACUUCUGUUCAUUAAUAAUAUAUUCUCCCUACUUCCCUAGGUGCCCAUAUCAAUCCUGCAGUAACCCUAGGGUUCGCGUCAGUGCAACGAUUCCCACUGUGGAAGGUUCCAAUCUACAUAUUAUCACAAAUGUUGGGAGGAAUUAUAUCUGCUGCUUUUGUUUAUGCCAUAUAUCACGGUAUGUACUGUAAAAAAUAUGUCUCGAUAUAUAACACCGAGCAGGGGGAAUGAUGGCCAAGGGGAAAUCCCCCCCCCCCGAGUUAGUAGUAGUAGUAGAACUUUAUUUAUCCACGCUGACCCCGUCAACCGUAGCUGAUUUCCACGGGGGGCGUGUGCCAGAAAAUUAUUUUACAUGCAGAAUAUGAUAAGGAUAAGCUAAGCUAUAACAGUAAUAUAUAAAUUUAAAAGAUAUAACAAAUGUUUUGAGUUAUUUACAGGUAAGUUAUAUUUACAAAGGUUACCAAGCACUAAUGUGAGCAGCGAUUUUAUUUCGAAAGGAAGAAAGUGACUUGCUUUCCCUAAUUUCUUUUGGUAUAGAAUUCCAAAUGUUUGCUCCGUCGUACAUAAAACUAUUUUUCAUGCUAUUUGUACGUGGUUUUGGUAAAUAAAGACCACUUGAGACAUCCCGAAAGUGGUAAUUAGUUUUCUCACUCUUAAACGAAAAUAGAUUUGUGAGUGAUUUUGGGCCCAUUUUGUUUAAUAACUUAUACAUCAUUCUUGCUUUAGUUUUCUUCCUUUCAGUUUGGAGUGGCUCCCAGCCCAAAGUACGUAAAGCAAUCGUAUAAUCUACGUCAUUGCUUAUAUUCAGAAUAAUUCUUGCCUAUUUGCAGUUUUUGCAGUCCUGGUAAAACUAGCAUUUUAAUGGAGAGGGAUUCUAUUACCUGAAAAAUACAAUCAAAAUUUCGACGUUUCGAGCGAAGACCCAUCUUCGGGAAGCUAGAGAGUUGUCUGCAUUAGAGAGGUGUCCGUAUUAGAAAGAUGCCGGUAUUAGAGAGAUGUCUGUAUUAGAGAGGUGUCCGUAUUAGGGAGAUGCCGGUAUUAGAGAGAUGUCUGCAUUAGAGAGGUGUCCGUAUUAGAGAGAUGUCUGUAUUAAAGAGAUGUCUGUAUUAGAGAGGUGUCCAUAUCAGAAAAGUGGUGCCAACUUCCCGAUUUUCACUAUUUAAAUGUCAUGGUUCGAGGUCUAAAAUUGCGUUGAGAAUUGCAGCAAAAAAUUGCCUAUUGCAACACGGCCUUAACGGUAUAAAUGGACUAUAUUGAGUCAACAUUGUUGACACACUAAAUUCGCAUCCCAUAUAUUAUUUCUCAAAGUGCGCCCUCCAGGCCAAAUGGUUAUCGUUUGUGCCAUUACUAUAUUUAAAAUUAUUGCUUAAGUAUCGUUAACACAACGUAUUACGUCAUUAUUUAGAUGCAAUUGAGGAGUAUGAUGACGGAACUCGACAGGUUCUCGGCCCGAAAGGCACGGCGGGAAUAUUUGCAACAUACCCGCACGAAUUUGUCAGCAACAUGACAGGCUUUUGGGACCAGGUAUUUGAGAUCAAUAAUUUUAAUAGAAUAGCUUCAGUAAAUGAUUUUCUAGAUACGAAACCUUUUAUCAUCUUACAAGAAGGUUUAAGGAGUUUGGAAUGUAUUUCUUAUUAAACUUCAUCUUGUCUUUAUAAUAUGGUAGGCUACCAAGCCGGUACGGUUAAGCGAGAUUCCGCUUCGUAUUAUCUGCAGUCUUGGUUAUCUGCAGUAUUUCCAAUAUCAACGGAACUAUCCAGGCUGCAUGCCUCACCUAACCUAGUCGAGUGUUGAUGCUUUGUUCACACAAUAUAAUAUUGCAUGUAAAUGGCAUUUUCUGCAUGGAAACAUUUCGAUCCCCAAAGUACUCUAUGAUUGUCUUUGUGGCUUAUAACAGUGAAAGUCCAAACCAGAAGAUGAAAGCCGAAGUGACUGAUAGACCUUUAUAAUUUCAGACCUUUAUAAUUUGUGCACGAAUAUAUCUUUAUUUGAUCUUGGCCGCAAUCACAAUCCUAUCCCAACCCUAUGUUGAUCGAAGCACGAGAAUAAAACCUAACUUUAUAAAAACCCUAACAAUUUUACACAUAUUUCUUUUAAUAGUUCUUCAGUACUGCAAUGUUGGUCGCGCUUAUAUUCGCUUGUGUCGACAAAAAGAAUGGCAAUAAACCCAGUCCAGGCUUAGCUCCUCUGAUCAUUGGCUUUAUUGUGUUUUUGAUUGGCAUGACAUUUGGUUAUAACUGCGGCUACGCCAUCAACCCGGCCAGGGAUCUGGGACCUAGAAUAUUCACCGCCAUGGCUGGAUGGGGAGGCGAAGUGUUCACGUAAGAGAUUAUACUACACUGAACUAACUUUUUGUACUGGAUAGCUCUAUUAUUACUAAAGGCCCGUUUACACGGGCGAUUUUUGCUGCGAUAUUAGUUGCGAUUUUCUCCUUUUGGAGGAUGCGAAGGAGUAGAUUACUUAGUGAUGUUGUUAUCAGAUUUCAUCACCUGGAACAUUUAUAACUGAUCUACUCCUUCACAUCCUCCAAAAGAAGAAAAUCGCAACUGAAAUCGCAGCAAAAAUCGCCCGUGUAAAUGGGCCUUAUCAAUCCAGAGGUCCAGAAUGGGCAAUCCCUUAUACGGCACUACUCUAGUGUUACUACAAUAGGAAAACCAAAACUAAGCUAACUUUAUUUAUACUUGAUAGUUCUAUUAUUCCUAAACUUCCAGAAGCACAAUCCGUCACUCGGCACUAGUUCACUGUUACUAAAGUAGGAAAUCUAAACUGAAUUAACUUUAUUUAUUCUGUUUUGGUUCAUUGGUUCUAGAAGUUUAGGGGAUUUUUAAUUUUUUUUUGCUCACUUCUUUAUUUUGACUUGAGUAAUUUAUAUAUUUUCACUGAUGAGAAUGUUAAACAGAAAUAGGAACAUUGAUAACUGAUAUUCCAAUUUAUAUGUACACAGAGCACAUGACCACUGGGCAUGGAUUCCACCAAUAGCGUGCAGUCUGGGUGGUAUUGCUGGAGCAUAUCUGUAUAUUUUUACUGUGGAAAUUCACCGUGAGCCAGAGAGUAUGGACAGCAACGGUGACACGAAUAAUGAACGGAUUGCUAUGGAAGACAAUCAGGUGUGUGGUUGGCCAGUUUUGCAGCCUUAUUUAUCUAUUAAUAAAACCGGGGAUGCUUCUUUUCCCUUGAAAAAAAAGUGUCUUGUUUUCACGUGAAAACAUUUAAGAAUGCAUGUGACUGCAUUCUUAAACGUCGUGAAAUCGAUAUCGUGAGAAUGGCGAUAUCUGAUUGGUCCGCGAGAAGUCAUGCCAAGAAGGCAUUCCUCCACGCAUGUAAACGCCACAAAAUACCUAACGCCACAUCCCAGUGGGGUUUACUAGGUAUCGUUGUGUGAAAUUAUACUCUGAUGAAGCACCUGUUAUGCAUGUUACAAGAAAUUUAAUUUGCACCCUACACCUCUUCAAGUAUGGCUGCCACUCAGAAGGUCACAUGCGUUUGGCUUAUAACAGAAAAUUUUAAUUUUCAGAAAAAUUAAGUUUGCAUGUUUUGGCAAAUUUGCGCAAUUUUCGCACAUUAUUUUAUUUAGCUAUUUUAUUUAUUUGUUUAUUUACUCAUAUUUACUUAUCUACUAACUUUGCAAAUAUAAGUUUGUAUAUUAUCCAGUAUUAUUUAUAUACAGUACGUAAAACAAUUAUUAAAAAAUGUCCGUGCAAUAUUUUUCAUUUUAUAGAACUGA